Gorilla gorilla gorilla (western lowland gorilla) is the source of this 4843-nucleotide messenger RNA. RefSeq names its product AT-rich interaction domain 3B (gene ARID3B). Gene Ontology annotation, cellular component: nucleus. Bases 651 to 2495 code for a protein of 614 amino acids. The transcript is spliced from 11 exons. Gene Ontology annotation, biological process: regulation of transcription by RNA polymerase II. The record is from RefSeq and is a predicted model, not a curated record. Gene Ontology annotation, molecular function: DNA binding. Lineage: Eukaryota; Metazoa; Chordata; Mammalia; Primates; Hominidae.
ACACAUCCAAGCGGUUUCCGACGGCCCUCACGAUGAAAACUGCUGUCCGUUGGUGAACGCAGCCUCUUCUGUGCUCCUCGCCGCUGACUUCCUGAGGCGGACCUACCUGUGGAGGCAUACCAGGAACCAGACGAUGACCCCCUCCAAAAGUUGGGUCUUUGAGGAGAGCUACUAACUUGGGUUCCUGGUACAUCCUCUACAUGCAGUGGUGAAGCUUAUCUUCACCGCUCUGAAUGACUUCACCAUUCUAUGAAUGACUAUUCAUAGAAUCAGUUUGGGAAGGGGAAUUUUCGCUGAACUCUCAUAGAGGAACUGUGUUUUAGAUAACAGAAAGUUCUGCACGGUUAAAAUGGAACAGAAAUUUUUUUGCACAGAAAUUAGGAUUACCGAAAAUACUGAAGAAAGACUACCUCUGAUUGGACUCUUCUCAAGGAAUUAAUAAUUCAAGAACUAAGGAAAGAAAAAAGUGAUUAUAUGAAAAUACUGAAGUUGAUCGUAGCAACUGAAGGCUGAUCCUGUGUGGAGUCUCACUGUACCACCCAGGCUGAAGUACAUUGGUGCAAUCUUGGCUCACUGCAUCUCCACCCCAGGUUCAAGUGAUUCUCCUGCCUCAGCCUCCCAAGCAGCUGGGAUUACAGAAUGUCACAUAAAUGGAAUCAUACUGUGUCCGGAAUUGGUGGGUUCUUGGUCUCACUGACUUCAAGAAUGACGCCGUGGACCCUCACGGUUUAGACCCAGUGUGCCUGGUGGGCUGUGCCCAGGUUCAGAGUCAUGCCACUCUGUGGGUGAAGCUUGAGGCAAUAAUGGAGCCACUUCAGCAGCAGCAGCAGCAGCAGCAGCAACAGCAGCAACAGAAGCAGCCACACUUGGCUCCUCUGCAGAUGGAUGCCAGAGAGAAGCAGGGCCAGCAGAUGAGAGAAGCCCAGUUCUUGUAUGCCCAAAAGCUGGUCACACAGCCGACUCUCCUUUCCGCCACAGCUGGGAGGCCUUCUGGCAGCACUCCCUUAGGUCCCUUAGCCAGAGUUCCACCCACCACAGCAGUGGCCCAAGUCUUUGAACGGGGCAACAUGAACUCAGAGCCUGAGGAAGAGGACGGAGGUUUGGAAGAUGAGGAUGGGGAUGAUGAAGUUGCAGAGGUGGCUGAGAAAGAAACCCAGGCUGCUUCAAAAUAUUUUCAUGUGCAGAAAGUAGCUCGCCAAGAACCCAGAGUGGCACCCAUGUCCAAUCUACUUCCAGCACCAGGGCUCCCACCACAUGGACAACAAGCUAAAGAAGACCAUACCAAAGAUGCUUCCAAGGCCUCAUCUUCUGUCUCCACAGCGGGGCAGCCGAACUGGAAUCUGGAUGAGCAGCUCAAGCAGAAUGGUGGUUUGGCCUGGAGUGAUGAUGCAGAUGGAGGCCGGGGAAGAGAGAUCUCUCGAGAUUUUGCCAAGCUGUAUGAACUGGACGGUGAUCCUGAAAGGAAAGAGUUCCUGGAUGACCUCUUCGUCUUUAUGCAGAAGAGGGGGACCCCCAUCAACCGAAUCCCCAUCAUGGCCAAACAGAUCCUGGACCUGUACAUGCUGUAUAAGCUGGUGACCGAGAAGGGGGGCCUGGUGGAGAUCAUCAACAAGAAGAUCUGGAGGGAGAUCACCAAAGGCCUGAACCUGCCCACAUCCAUCACCAGCGCCGCCUUCACCCUCAGGACGCAGUACAUGAAGUAUCUGUAUGCCUAUGAGUGUGAGAAGAAAGCCUUGAGUUCCCCAGCCGAGCUCCAGGCAGCAAUUGAUGGCAACCGCAGGGAGGGCCGGCGGCCCAGCUACAGCUCCUCCCUCUUUGGCUACUCACCUGCUGCGGCUACUGCUGCUGCCGCUGCCGGGGCCCCUGCCCUCCUCUCCCCACCCAAGAUCCGCUUUCCCAUCCUUGGGCUUGGCUCCAGCAGUGGCACCAAUACCAGUAGCCCUCGGAUAUCCCCAGCAACCACUCUCAGGAAAGGUGAUGGAGCCCCAGUGACAACAGUGCCUGUGCCAAAUCGUCUGGCUGUGCCCGUGACCUUGGCAAGCCAGCAGGCUGGUACUCGGACCGCCGCACUGGAGCAGCUGCGGGAGCGGCUGGAGUCAGGGGAGCCUGCUGAGAAGAAGGCGUCGAGGCUGUCUGAGGAGGAGCAGCGCCUGGUGCAGCAGGCCUUCCAGCGCAACUUUUUCAGCAUGGCACGGCAGCUCCCCAUGAAGAUCAGGAUCAACGGCAGGGCAGAAGACAGAGCAGAGGCCUCGGCUGCAGCACUGAACCUGACCACGAGUAGCAUUGGGAGCAUUAACAUGUCUGUGGACAUCGAUGGCACCACCUACGCAGGUGUGCUGUUUGCCCAGAAGCCUGUGGUCCACCUCAUCACGGGGUCUGCUCCCCAGAGCCUCGGCAGCAGCGCCAGCAGCAGCAGCAGCUCUCACUGUUCACCAAGUCCUACCUCAUCCCGGGGCACCCCCAGCGCAGAGCCCUCCACCAGCUGGUCCCUCUGAUGGGCAGGACCCAGCUUCCCACUUGCCACUCUCCUGUCGAGAGUGAAGGAAGUUGAUGCACAGAAUUUACCUCAUCUCACGGAGCCCACGUCGACGAGCACCAUUUGGCCAGACAUUGAGAGUUUGGACGUGUCCGUCUGUCCAGGCUCCAUUCAGGUCCUGCUGUACUAUGGGGGCAGGGAGAGGCUAGAGGGGCAGGACAGACAGCGUUGUCCAAUCAGGGAUUGUCCUGGAGAACUGGGUGGGGGUCUGUAGGUGUCCAGCUUCCUCCAGGGUUCCCCAGCCACCUCCCAGCUCGGGGCACAGUGUAUCGACAAUCUGUCAGCCGACACAGGGCUGGAGGCCCUACAUUUCCCUCCCCCUUUAAUUUAUUUCCCUGCCCCUGCCUUCUGCCAUGACCCCAGGGCCACUAGUCUCUUCCCCUGUUUUUAAGUCCCAUGUGGGGCUGCCAGGAGCCAAGAGCAUGCCUUCAUGCCCUUCUCUGCUGAGCAUGGGAUGGGGCCCUUCCAGCCCACUUUGCCUACUGUUAGGUUCCUGGGGUACGGGUCCCUCAAACACAAGUCUUGAAUCAGUCCUCAGGGCCCCAGAUCCCCCUUCUAAUGGUCUGAAGGAAGAGGCUGUGAGGGCAGUUCAGGGCCAGGGCCCACAGGGCAUCUGCUGAUGGGAAGGCAGAGCCUUGGGGCUGCCCAGCCCUGGCACCUGCUUCACACGGACCAUUCUCUGACCGCCCCCCCCAAACCUCAUGCUCCCCACUUGCCCUUAUUGGCCUGCUUUCCCAAAACCAGCCCACUCAUCCUUUCCCCAGCCCUCUUCAGCCCUCCCCAGUCCUCCCCAGCCUUCUUCAGCCUUCUUCAAUUUCUUAUGGGGCCAUCUUGGCCUCACCAUCCCCACACGUGCCGAUGUCAGGUUCAUUGAAAUACCUCAGAUUUGUAAUUGUUGAUGUUUGAGUCUUCAGGAAGUAUUUGCAUCUCUGAAAUCUUUUUUAUAUGUGUUUUGCUGACUUUUGUUUUUUUUUAUUUUAAAAUUUUUAUUGUUGUAGCACCAAAGAAAUGAAAACAGAUCACCCCCAAAGCCAAGCAAGUGAUUGGGUACCCCGGCCCCUCUGGCCCUUCCCUCAAGCCCAGUGAGGAGGUGGGUGGAGGCAUGCAGGGGAGACGACUCAGGGAUCGCGGGGGCGGGGAGGUGGAGUGGAGAGGCCCGCUCUCACACUGGGUCGGGCCCUGAAACCGUACCAGUUCUGAAGACCGUUUUCUGCCACACCCCCACCCCCAGCUGACCAGGGAGGCAGAGGACACCUCCCCAUCACUCAGCAUUCCCAGCUCAGGGCACAGGCAGGCUGGGGUCCUCGCUGGCCUUGCCAGAGGUUGAGCCGCCCCAGGGUAUGAGGAGAUGAAUAACUCCACAGCUCCUCCUGGACCCUGCGCGGGAGCAGGCGGCUCCUGUGCUGUAAAGAAAAUUGAUUCUUGCGUGCGGCUCACCUCAGUCGAGGAAGCCCUGGAAUGUUCAGCAGAACACCACCACUGUGACAUGGGGCUGUGGCAGUGGGAGACACCGCGCAUGGCGUGGGUGUGUGUGGCGGCGUGGCUCGCAUUCAGUCCUGUGUAGGAGAGGAAAGGGAAUCAAAAGCUUGAGCACAAACAGAUACCUCAGCCCGGUAAGCUGCAGCUCUGCUCAACUGCGUCUUCUCUCAGCCCUCCACACACGCUCACCCCCACUCCCACACACACACACACACACACACACACACACCAUCUCCCGGGGGCUGACCUCCUCUGGCCUCAGCCUGCAGGGUGUGGGCAGAGAAGGGCAUCUGGGACGUGGUGCCAGUGAGGAGUCCAGUUGGCUGGCACUGGGCCCAUUUGAAGGUGUCUCAGACAUUUGGCCAGUAUGUCUUUCUCAGGGGUUUGGUCACAAAGGAUGGACUCUUCCCACCCAGAGGAUGCAGGGAAAGCACACUGUGUCUUUCCGGUCAUUGGAUCCUCUCCCUUUCCCCAGGCAGCUCGCCUGGCCACACCGUUGGAGUGAACCCUCACUGCCCUCAAGGGCAACAGCAGGGUGUCACCCAGAGCCCGAUGAGGGGUGCCAGCAGGUGCCCCCACGAGUGGGGCCUUGGCCCAAGCAGAGCUUCCCCUGAAGGUGCCAUCAGCCAGGGCAGCUCUGUCCCCUCCUGCUCUCCAUCUUAUAUGUAUUCUAACCAGGAAAAAUGUGAUAGCACAUGGGUAGCCUAGGCAGUGAAUAAAUACCUCAGAUGUCCUCCUGCAGCAAGUGUCUGUAUAUGUUGUGGUUAUUUUCUAUCUUACAUGUUCUCGAAUGUUUAUAUUUCAAUAAACCUCUACCUCUUCACACAA